AUGGCCCCAGCGUCUAAGGCGCCCGAGUCCGCCUCCCCGACAACAACCGGGCCCGAUGGCUCUGUGGAUAACAUUGCCCAGGCCGCCAGCGCACUCGAGGCCAACCUGACAAACCUCGAGGGUCGACUUGAUGCACUGCUAGCCGCGUUCGAAUCGGCUCAAGAGCCCAACGAGGACGGAACAGUGGCACCGCCCAGCCAAGAUGCGAAGAAGCCGGACGACACGGUCCCCAACAAACCUUCCAACGGUGAAGCCCAGAGCUCCGAGUCCGCGUCUUCCGAAGCGGCGAAGAAAGCCUAG
Molecule: messenger RNA, 300 nt
Organism: Colletotrichum godetiae
Lineage: Eukaryota; Fungi; Ascomycota; Sordariomycetes; Glomerellales; Glomerellaceae
Exons: 2
Coding region: 1-300 (99 amino acids)
Source: RefSeq, a predicted model, not a curated record